AUUUUCAUUGGGAAUUUCUGCCUUUUAUUUUCAUGCCUUACAUUCCAUCUUUGAUCUUCAUUGGGGAUAUCUUUCCCUCUGAUAUUCAUUGGUGUUUUCUGCCUCUUUUCUAUUGUGAGGCUUCCCUCCUUUAUCUCCACUGUGUGUCUGUUUUUCUCAUCUCCAUGCCGGGGGCAGGGGGGUGUGUGUGUCUGUGUGUAUCUGCCUCUGAUCUCCCUAUGGGUUCUCUGAUCUUGAUGUCCAUGGGGGAAAUGUAACCCUGAUCCCCACAAUGGCUCUCUGAGGCAGAUCUGCCUUUUGGGCCACUCCCAUCAGACAUGCCUUCUUGGGAGUCCCCCCCCCACAUCCUACCACUGCCCUGGCAUCCCAUAUUCCCGUCUGUGCUUCUUUCGUCUGCUGGCCCACCAACCCUUCUGUGUCGAAGGCGGUGUGCUUGGAUGAAGUGCUCCUCUUCCCUCCCCAUGCCUCCACUGACCAGAAUCCUUCUCACUGUCUCCCCAGCAAUUCUGGUCUGUUGCAUGUGAGGAGUUCUGGGACCUGGCUCAGUGGCUCUGGGAUCUGCCUGCACCCCACCUUUGUGCCCCCAGCCAGGACGGUGGCAGCCAAGAGUGACCUGGGUGUGCUAUUCCUUCGUCAGCCAGCCACACUGUCUGGGGGUCAGCUCCCACUGACCCGUGACGCCGGCGAGGUCCAAGAAAACUGCCCCUUCUGCGGGCAUCGGCCGUGCCACGUGUACCAGCGUCAGAGUUCCCCAGAGCCCGGACUCAUGCGAGCCACGAGGAGCACGGUGAGAAUCCUGGGGUCCUGGGCCUGCCACCACUCGGGAGCUGAUCCCCCUGGGAGGGAGACCUUCUGUAUCCAGAUGCAUCCCUGGCAAGGCCCAGACUGUCAGGUGCAGCCCGGCAGUCCCGUGCUGUGCCGCUUUGGAAAUCGUCAGGAGCUGGUGGGGCUGGUCGGCGAGCCCGGGAAGGCCUGCUCCACACCCAUCCUGGCUGUGCGCACAGCCCCAUACCACAGUUGGCUGGAUGCUGUGGCACGCGCUGCUUGGAAGCAAAUUCCGAGCUUGCCCUGCAUGCUCUUUCCACCAAGUAGCCCCUACAGCCAUCCCAGGGUGCACCCGGCUCCAUACUCUGCCCUGGAGGAAGCCGACAGCGGAAUAGAUUCUGUGCGGGCCCAGUGGCCCUUCCCAGUGACUCCCAGCCCUGGGGACCCGGCGAAGGCUCACCAGCUUCCCCCGCCCAGACAGCGGUCCUCCCACACCAGGCUCCCCCUAGCCACCACUCGGGGCCUCCCCAAGGACUUGGUCAAGUCCCUGUUUCUGCCUCUGGGGAUUCCACCAGCUGCCAAGGCCAGGGCUCCAACCCCUUCAGCCAGAAGCUCUGCCAGAGAGCCCCGGGGAAGGGCACCCACCUCCCAGAUCCACCCCGGGCCUGUUUGGCCUCUCCGUGAUCUGGCCCUAGGUCGCUUAGCUGCGGAUGGAGGUGCGUCCCAACAGGGGAUGCAGACAGCCAGACCAGAACCUCAAGCAGCUGUAGGGAUGGCCCAAGCCCCAGCUCCCUUGGGCCUCACUAAGGUCGGUAAUCUGGCCCAACUAGAGACUCACUCAGUCACUGAGGCAGCCAGAGUGCACACUCCUUCAAAAGCCAGGCCUUCAGGUGUCUCUGAGGGAGCUCCACCUGGGCCCCAGAUGCCCCAACCAGCAACAGGACGGCCCCAGUGGAUCCCCUGGUCCCAGAUCAUCCCACCAGCUGCCAGAGGACCCCAGACCCCCUGGCCUCAGAUCCCCUGGCCACCUUCCAGACAGCCCCAGUGGAUCCCCCAGGCUCAGAUCCCCCGGCCAGCAAUCCGAGGGCCCCUGACCUCCCGGCCCCCGACCCCCUGGCCGGCAACCGGAGGGUCCCUGACCUCCCGGCCCCCGACCCCCUGGCCGGCAACCGGAGGGUCCCUGACCUCCCGGCCCCCGACCCCCUGGCCGGCAACCGGAGGGUCCCUGACCUCCCGGCCCCCGACCCCCUGGCCGGCAACCGGAGGGUCCCUGACCUCCCGGCCCCCGACCCCCUGGCCGGCAACCGGAGGGUCCCUGACCUCCCGGCCCCCGACCCCCUGGCCGGCAACCGGAGGGUCCCUGAAUCCCCGGCCUGCAGCUCACACUGUGGCUCCCUGGGCUCACUCUCACAUCCCAUGGCCAUCUGGAUCCCAGACUCAUCCAACAGCUAAUGCAGACAGACCCCAAACUCCGGCAGCUGUUGGAUCUCAGACUCACUCGGCAACUGAUGUUCUCGGAGCCUGGCUUCUUCCAUUCCAGACAGUUCCGGCUGUUCUCAAGUCCAACACAUUCGGAGCCCGGGCUCAGCUGACAUAUGCUCGAGCCAGGCCCUGGAUGGCCCCAGACUCAGAAGUGGCCCCAGAAGCAGCUGGGCCUUGGGUUCUCCAGACACCAGCAGCUGGCCAACUGCCUGGGCAGGCUCCCAGUGGGGCUGGGCCCUGGGCUCUGGCUGAGACGGAAGUACCUGGUCCUUGGUCUCAGCGCGCAGCUGAGCCCCAGUCAGAAGGCAGUCUGGGAGCCCGCCUUGCCGCACCCCUGCCCCAGCCAGUGGCUGAAGCAGCCGGGUUUUGGACCACGCCAGCCCCGGCCAUCAAAGCCAUCAUCCCCUGGCCUGGACCCGUGAGCGAGAUGGCCUCUGAAGCCAUAGUCCCCUGGGCCGGCCCAGCUCCCACCAUGGUACAGGGACUAGAUCUGAGGAACUUGCCAGGAACCGCCAGCGGUGUCCGCCUUCCACCUUCCCCGGCUCUAUUCUCUGGCUCCCUCACCUACUGGGGCCCCUUCCUCUCCCCAGUGUUGCCCCUUUCGCCCCAGUCAGUGCCCCCAGCCCCUGCUCACUCGCGGCCUCCUCUCUUUUCUGGAGCUCUACAGGCAUUGGCCUGGGGACCCCCAGGUCCAUCAGUGCCCAAAUCCCAGCCUGGCAGCGACUCCUCAGGGGCCGGCCCCUCCGGCAUCAAGGACCAACUGGCUCCCUCGUCCUUUCCGACCUCCUCUGCCCCCUCCCCCUUUCCCUCCUCGGCCCAUCUCUCCUCUCUGGCAGGACCCUCUAGGUCCAGGAGCCCCGUGCCUGACCUCCGCCAUCGGCUGCAGCAGGAGCAGCCCCUCAGGGUCACCUUGGACCAGUGUCUCUUGGGCCUGGGCUGGAGGAGCAGUUUCCAAGCCUAUUGGCUCUUCCAGACGGCCUUGUCCUCUGAGCAGGGGCCAGCCGAGUGCGGCGCACGUCCGGGCUUCGCAGCUCGGUGCCCCACCUGCUGGGAGGCCGAGGAAGGCGAGUUCCCCUGGGUGGUCUCCUUGCAGUUCUCCCUGUCCCACUUCUGUUCGGGCUCCAUCCUGAACGAGUGGUGGGUCCUGACCACCGCCAGCUGUGCCAACUUCAUACGGAAUUCGGAAGCCCUGGCCCAGGUCCAGGCUGGAGUCACCGACCUGGAAGACCAAGUUCGGGCCCAGCUCGUGGGCAUCCACCGGGUCCUGCCUUACUUUGGGCUCGAAGGGCCCACGGGCUUGGGCCUGAUCCUGCUCAAGGAGCCCCUGCGCUUCCAGCCCCGAACGCUGGCCGUGUGCCUCGAGGAGCCCUCCAAGAGGCCAGCGAUACAGCCUCGGCGGCACCUCCACGACUGCUGGGUCCCCGGCUGGACCCUGAUCGAGGGCAACCUGGUGACCAUGCAGAAGCGGCGACUGGAUGUGGUGGAGGUCAGCAACUGUGCCCGCUUCUGGCCCAUUGAGAGCUCCAUGGCCUUCUGUGUGGAGGCCAAGAAAGUGACGGGCCAGAGCAGCUGCAAGGGAGACCUGGGAGCCCCACUGAUGUGCCGCCCAAAGCCACACCCAGAGGACGCCCCUUGGGUACAGAUGGGGGUCCUCACCGCUUUUGACGAGACCUGCACUCGGCCCUACGUCUUCAGCCGUAUCCACCCCUUCAGCCUUUGGCUCAAGGCCUCCACGAAAUCCCAGCACCCCCCCUGGGUCCAGACUGCCCCCAGGCCCACCCUCUCUUCCCUGCUGCAACCUGAAGCCCUGGUGAAUCGGAUUUCUCUGAGCUUCGCCACACCCUGGCAAGCACUGAUCGUGACCUGUGACAGCAGACUUUGCGGCGGCUCCAUCCUCAGCCCGUCUUGGAUCCUCACCUCAGCCCACUGUAUCCGGCACAUGAGGACAGAGAACAUGGCAGUAUUCCUGGGGCUGCCACAGCCCGGUGGCAACAUGACCGUCGCCCGCGUCUCCAGCGUGGUCCUGCACGAGCGCUACCAGUUGGUGGAUGGGGUCCCCUGGAACGACCUGGCCCUUGUCCUCCUGCAGAAGCCCCUGGGCUCCAGCCAGCCGCUGGCCCCCGUUGGCCACGUGGAUGACGUGAACAAAGCUGAGUGCUGGCUCACAGGGCCCCGAGAACUCCGAGAGGGUCAUUUUCAGGAUGCCCAGCCGUGUCCUCCUCCCUCCAGCUCGACACUAGUCCCUUCACCCGCUGGCACCCAAAGCCAUGGGGCCAGGGAGAUUGAUUCCCGGCUGUUUGCAGGUGAGACGGACCGGAACCCACAAGCCCUGCACGUUCAGGUGAAGGAUGCUCUGUCCUGUGCCCGCCACCUCCCUGGCAGCAUCAGGAACUCCGUGCUAUGCCUGGCUCCCUGGGUGCCAGAAUACCAAGUGGCUUUGGAUCUCAUGGGCCCAGGCAGUGCCCUGUUGUGCCGCUCACGGGGUAAGAAUGGAACCUGGAGGCAGACUGGGCUCACCAGCAUCAGGUCUCUUACCUUCCUCCUGGCUCCUUACUUCCCAUGGAUCUCCAAGACUUCUUCUGCCCAGGCUGACCACAGCUGGCUCAGUCAGUCAGUGGGCAAGCCCGUCUCUGUCACAUCUGCAGCAGUGGCAGAGCCCAGGGGCCUUCUGGGCUUCCUCUUACUCUUGACCCUAUGGCUGCGGUUCCAGACGGCAUAGGACUGUUUCCCCACGCCGACUACUGCACCCAUCCAGCCUCACCCCAGUCCAAGGCUCCAUGGGGUUCAGCCUCUCUACAGCCCAAGGGGAGAAGGCCAUUCCCCUGCCCUCCCUUAUCUUCUCUCCUUCCAAUAUCUAUGAGAGGAUCCUUCCACCGAGAGAGCAAGAUCAAGGUUGUACCAGAGACAUACCAGGAGGGAACCCCGAAUGUAUGUUGAUGACCCCCUUUCCCCUACCAAAAAUAAAGCCACACCCUCUGCAAAACAUUGGCUUUCUUGUGUGCUGAUCCCAAGGUCACAUCAAGCAAUUUCUCGUGCCCAAGAACUCGGUCUGUGAGGGGCACGGAGCCGCACAAACACACCCAUCCCCCUCAAUAACAGCCCUCCAAUCAUCUAAGACCUUUUUGAGGCUAAAUUGAACAGCCUCUUCUCUAUCCUUUCUGGCCCAUCUCUCAGUGGCCCCCAAAGCUCUUCCCUAAUAGAGUCUGAAUCAUUCCAAUUCUCCCCUGCCCCUCCACUAGUUAGGAGAUGGGGAGAAAUCUGGGACUCGAUUGGCCCAAGCACCAGGCAAGGGUCAAGCUGUUCUCAAUGCUACCUCCUACAGAUCCCAGCCAAUGACAUCGCCGCCCUUCCAGUCCUUGGGCUAAAUGUCAUCCCAAACCACUAUCUCCUUGCCACUCCCCCCCCCCUUAUUCCAAAGGCCUCCUCUUCUCUGAUACUGCUCCUAUCCAUAGGUGCAGGUGGAAUGGAUCAGAACUCUGAAACCAGGAUGCUCACAAGGUGCUGAGUGGAAUCGAGAAGACAAUGGUUCUCUAGUUUAGCAUGGCGACUGAUAGUUCUCUAGUUCAGUAGGACUGAAUUAAUCUUACAACAAAUAAUGGUUCCCUAGUGAUGAUUGGCUUAUACUCAGUAUGAUGAAUGGAUUGAAUUGUCAGAGUAUUUAAGAGGCCAGAGUCAAACUUAGACGGGGACUGGAACAGACUCGGGGAAGACCAAGGACUGGAGACUGGAGCACAAGCUCCCAGACUGAAGGAGACUUCAAAACAGAGACUGUGGUGGCGGUCCUCCUGCCUCCCCCACAGAAACCAAGACACAUUUCGGAGAACCUCCAGAAAGCUGGCCCGGGCCCCAGGCAAGGAAACUAGACUGUGAAGGAGAUCAUAAAGAAUUUGGACUUUAACACCUGGCUAGUCUCUUGGUUAUUACUGAAACCCGGUCCAGAGACCUCCAGAAAACCAAUCAGAACAUUACAUGCAGGCCCCUCCAUCUCCUCAGGCCUGGAGCCCUGCAGUCACUUCACUGUUGGGUGGGGGGUCCUCCACCAGCCUCAAAUCUCUCCCCACUCCAGUCCAUCCUCUUCAGUCACUAAGGUGAUUUUCCUGAAGCACAGGUCUGACCAGGUCACCCCCCUCUUCAGUAACCUCCAGUGGCUCCUUCACACCUCCAGGAUCAAAUUUAAAGUAGCAAGAGCCCCAGCUUGAGCAGGUAAAAGUCUGCCCCCGGAGUCUCUGUGCAGAUCAUUCAAGAGGGGUUAAAGGAGAUAGGAAGGUGGUGUCCCAAUUGCCCCUUCAAGUACUAAAAGAAAGCUGGCAAGUGCUAGAGCCUUUGUGCCUGGAGAUACAGCCCCACAUUGUGUCUGCAUGUGUGAGGUAUGUGUGGUGUGUGUUGGGGUGCAGCGCUGCUGAGGAUCAACCCAAGGUCAAAUUAUGCUUCUGAAGCUCCCACUCCCCCUGGCUAGAACCAGGGUUCUCCAGCUCUCCUUAAGCCCCCCUUCGCCCCCUUCUUCCUAUGUGGACUUUGAAGGUUGGAAAGACUUCACUUUAAAUCCGAUUUAUUGCCUGUCCCCCAAUAAAUCUUAUUAAGAUCAUUUAGGACUUGUUCAUUGCUGCUCCCCCAAUCCAUUUCUCAAGCUUGUUUAUGGCUUGUUCGUUGCCACCGCCCCCCCCCCAGUCAGUCUUCUAUUUCUCAAGCUCGUUUAGGACUUGUUCAUUGCUGCCCCCCCAUAAUCUUCUAUUUCUCAAGUAUUGGAAUCCUUACAAACUGCUAACUCAUUAGAGUUGAUAGAUUAUUGAUCUGAUCUUACAAGAAGAUGUUUUGGGCCAGAAUCUGAAACAAGGUACUAAGGAGAACUAAUUAAUACAAGGCUUAUGUUCACACCUUUACUCAUUGGAAUUCACAAGUAUGGGAGAUUCACAAAGUAAACUUUGUAACUUUGUAAAUUCACACCUCCCUUGAAGCUCUUAAGGCCAGAGAGCACUAUGGGAGAAAACCCACAAUCCCUCUCUCUGGUAUCCCACAAUUCCUCUCUCUCGAAUAAAUAGAGCUUCAAAGGGGCCACUCAGGAGAGUUUUCAGAGGAAGAAGUUACAAGUGGAUAUGUGAGCUGAAUUAGCCAGAAGUCCUCUCUCCGAGGCAAGAGAGAUCCAUUCCAUUUUCCACUUGGGCUGGCUGGAGGCUGAAGAAAGACGCAGAAGCAAAGGACAAUCUGCAAGAGCUCUUGGAAUCAAGCAGAGAGAUAGGCCUCAACUAACCAGACUAUUUUGGAAGGAGAAAAUAAAUAUUUGCAUUUUUACCAGCUGGCUGCAUUUGGGGUAAUUAUUGAUCUGAACUGAUACUAAGGCUGCCUCCAGAAAACCUCCCCGAGAAACCUGCUCUCCCAGAGAGAACCAUUCAUAGUAUAUAUUUUAAGGAAGAAAAAGACCACCACAUUCAAGCUUGUAUAUUAUGGUUUGUUCAUUGCCGUUCUCCCCCCCCCCAAUAAAUCUUAUUUCUCAA
Antechinus flavipes (yellow-footed antechinus) is the source of this 7739-nucleotide messenger RNA. RefSeq lists its product as uncharacterized. Gene Ontology annotation, biological process: proteolysis. The record is from RefSeq and is a predicted model, not a curated record. The transcript is spliced from 11 exons. NCBI's taxonomy places the organism in Eukaryota, Metazoa, Chordata, Mammalia, Dasyuromorphia, Dasyuridae. The coding region runs from base 767 to 4966 and encodes 1399 amino acids. Gene Ontology annotation, molecular function: serine-type endopeptidase activity.